AACAUAAGCAGAACCGCUAGGCUUUAGCGGGCCUAAGGAGGAGGCCCUCCUGGCGGCUGGCAGGCUGAUGGGGAAGAGGACAAGCAGGCUGUGAGAUGGGGUGAUGGUGGACUGGUCUGGAGGGCACCAGGACUGAUAGAGGCUCUGCGCCACUGGUCCUGCGGCGAGGCUGGGUGAGAACAGACCGGCUCUGGAGGAGCAGGGGAAGGGGGUCUCUCCAUCUGAGAGAACCGGGGGGAGGGGACGGAGAGCGUUGCGGGGUAGGGCUGGAAACCAUGAGAAGCUAGCAACAGGCGCUGGGACCAGGAAACGGAAGAAUCAGAGGUCUGACUAAGUAGCUGACAGGGUCAGUGGAAGUGGAAGGAGAGUGAAGUGUGGCCGGAUCCAAGGGCCCAGAGAAGAGGUUCUGCAGAAGUGCAUAGAGGAGAGAAGGAAAGCCGUGGAAGUGGCCAGGCCUGGAACCAGGGCAGUGGCCAGAGGUGAUAGGAAGGGAGCUGAGCCGAGCUCAAACCUGAGAGUGCUUGGAAAUUGGAAGACUUGGUGGCAAAGGAAAGUCAGAAGCCUGAGUCGGGAUGUGGGAUCAGAGGCUGAUCAGGCUGGCCUUGCUGCAACAGCUUUGAGUUGUCUAUGGCAUUAAGGUCAAGGGGCCGGGACAGUGCAAUCGCAGGAGACGACAGACGCCAGCCUCGGGAGUACGGUGUAAAAUAUUUGGAGUACUAUUUAAUGCAUUGCUCCAUUCCGUUGUACCCAAAUAUGGGUACAUACCAAGCUUUCUUGUUGAUGCCUUUGUGUCUUUGGAAGAGCAUAUUCAUACAGAAGGGCUUUUCAGGAAAUCAGGGUCUGUCAUUCGUCUAAAGGCACUAAAGAACAAAGUGGAUCGUCGUGAGGGUUGCCUGUAUUCUGCACUUCCUAGUGAUGUUGCUGGAAUUCUAAAGCAGUUCUUUAGAGAACUGCCUGAGCCUAUUCUCCCAGAUUUGCAUGAAGCACUUUUCAAAGCUCAACAGUUCAGAACAAAGAGUAGAGCUACAUUGUUACUGUCCUGUCUCGUGGCAGAUCACACAGUUGAUAUAUUAAGAUACUUCUUUAACUUUCUCCGGAAUGUUAAGAUGGACAGCAGCAAUCUUGCAGUCAGAUUUGCACCAAAUCUUCUUCAGACAAGUAAAGGACGUGAGAAGAUUCUGCAAACACAGAGAAAAAGCUCCGAUUACGGGCAGCAGUAGUACAGAUUCUUAUUAAUUGUGCAUCAGAUAUUGGGGGUGUGCCAGAUUUUAUACUGGAAAAGAUAAUUAUGUUAGGUGUUGAUGGUCUCUGUGCUAUUCCAUCACAGGAAGGCUUUGAAAACGGUGACUAUGAAACUCCUGGUGAAUGUAAGAGAAAGUGAAGACAAAGUGUUGGAGAUUUUGUUAAUGGAGCCCUAAAUAAACUUAAAUCUAGCAGAAAGCCA
Nannospalax galili (Upper Galilee mountains blind mole rat) is the source of this 1444-nucleotide messenger RNA. It is a transcript of the gene Arhgap11b, whose product is annotated as Rho GTPase activating protein 11B. The record is from RefSeq and is a predicted model, not a curated record. Gene Ontology annotation, biological process: signal transduction. Lineage: Eukaryota; Metazoa; Chordata; Mammalia; Rodentia; Spalacidae.